This is a messenger RNA of Periconia digitata, 1141 nucleotides long. Lineage: Eukaryota; Fungi; Ascomycota; Dothideomycetes; Pleosporales; Periconiaceae. The record is from the annotation of a GenBank genome assembly.
CCGACGGCCCGGAGCAAUUGCCGCGGCCUCAAUUGAUCCACAGCUGUGUUUGCGUUUGAUACGUUUGCAUUGACUGGAUCGAUGCGAAGCUGCUCACACGACACUGCCUCCCCAUGCCUCCCUCGUUGCAUGACGUAGGCCUGCCAUGCCAAACCCUCAGAGAUGCGCAGAUCGCAACUCGCAACCAGCCCCAGUAUCACCGAUGCCGUGGCCGCGUUGCACCCACCUAACCGGCCCCUUCCGUGAACAGUCAAUCCCGUAUUCAUCUCACCAAAAGCAAUUACUCCCGGCCCGCACGCUGCGUUCGGAAUUGAGCUCAAUCGGCUGCAAGGUACGGCCCUACUGCGCUCCAUUCCCCACUGCCGUCUCCUCAUCGUCACGCCAUUGGCCCAAGCCCCAUCACGAGACCACCCUCCAGUUGAUCUUCCGGCUCAGUGCUCCUCUCCUUCUUGCUUCCUACAUCUUCUCGCAACCUCCCUUCAUCCAACUCUCAUCACAACACUCUUCCUCCUUCCAGUCCACACAACCCAACAUGACUCGCUCUCACAAGUACACUGACCGUGACCAUGCCGGUCUUGCUGACGGCACCGCUGCUCAAGAGGAGCACCUGCCCCGAUACUUCGCCAAGUCCGGCCAUGCCGGCGAAGAUCCUUCUAAGUUGAAGAAGAACGGUGGUGGUAAAGGCAAUUGGGGCCGCGAUGGCGACGAAAUUGACCAGAUGGGCUUCAACAUGGCCAAUGCUCGUCGUCGAAGCAACUCCAGCACAUUCACCGCCAAGGACUUCAAGACCAAGUUCGAGACCAUCGAGCCCGAGCCCGUCUUCGAAGAGGAACUCCACGGUCCCAUGGGUGCCGAGCUCGACAAGCAGAGCACCACCUCCAGCAACACCACUGUUGAAGAGGAGGAUGCCUCCAAGAAGUUGUAGGCACCAUCCGCGUGGCCUCGAAAGAGGUCGCCGUGUGUUGCUUCCAGCAACACUGACGAUAUAUGGUGGAUCUGGAUACUGUCGGCUGCAAGUCAACUGGGAACUGUUCACUUCAUGCAAGCCGGCAAUCCACCACUGCCUAUACGUCACCAUGCUAGUGCGCAGCUGAAAUCGCAGCCACCAUCAACAUAUGUACUAUUUCCUUCGUCACGGCUG